AUGUCUCCUCGCUGUAUGGUUGUUCGACGAAUCGGCCCACAUCCUGUUUUGGUAGCAGUUUUGGGGCGCCCGGAUGAACGUGAGUGUGUCAUUACCUGCAUCAACGGCGGUGUGAGCGUUACCUGUCGGGGGAGCGGGUUGCUCAUCGACGAUCAAUGUGGUAUCCGUCUAGUGCUUGUCAGCCAUUCCUCCAGUAAUUUUUCAUUGCUGGUGGUGCUUCUUCGGCUGUGGAUGUGGAAGCUCCUCUCUCACGCGAAGCAGUUACACUUCCAUGUGGGGGAGGUAGGUUUGAACCCGGAGGUCAAGAAGCAAUUUUGGGAUGAUUUGGACGAGAUGGUGCGUAGUAUCCCGCACACAGAGAAGUUGUUUAUUGGCGGAGAUUUCAGUGGUCAUAUUGGGGCUAGUGCUGGGGGUUAUGAUGAUGUGCAUGGCGGGUACGAUUUUAGGGAUAGUAAUGAGGGAGGCAAUUCACUGUUGGAGUUUGCUAGAGCUUUUGAUUUGGUUAUAGAUAACUCGAGUUUCCUGAAGAGGGAAGAGCACCUGGUCACUUUUCGAAAUUUAAUGGGCAAUACUCAGAUUGAUUAUCUUCUCUGCAGGAAAUGCGAUAAAGGUUUGUGCACUGACUGCAAGGUCAUCCCAAGUGAGCACCUCACAACCCUACAUAGGCUCCUAGUUAUGGACCUGGAGAUCAAGAGGAGUAGGAGGAAGAGGGCGGGGGUAGUUGCUGGAGAGGUCUUAAGGGUAACGAAGGGUUCUCCUGGGGGUCAUAAAGGGGACUGGUGGUGGAAUGGAGAGGUUCAAGGUAAAGUGGAAGCUAAGAAAGCUGCUUAUUUGAAGCUAGUAGAGAGUACAAACGAGUAG
Molecule: messenger RNA, 861 nt
Organism: Nicotiana attenuata
Lineage: Eukaryota; Viridiplantae; Streptophyta; Magnoliopsida; Solanales; Solanaceae
Exons: 5
Coding region: 1-861 (286 amino acids)
Biological process (GO): chromatin remodeling
Cellular component (GO): nucleus
Source: RefSeq, a predicted model, not a curated record